This is a messenger RNA of Mytilus trossulus (common blue mussel), 2719 nucleotides long. RefSeq lists its product as uncharacterized. The record is from RefSeq and is a predicted model, not a curated record. The transcript has 5 exons. Bases 143 to 2671 code for a protein of 842 amino acids. Lineage: Eukaryota; Metazoa; Mollusca; Bivalvia; Mytilida; Mytilidae. Gene Ontology annotation, biological process: regulation of apoptotic process; apoptotic process.
CUAUGACGUAUUUCACAUUUUGGAACUUCCGCUUUAGAACAGACGAAAGUUUUUGUCGAAAGAGAAGUAUUCUGCUUGAUAUGACGAUAAGAAUGGAGACUGUUACAAACUAAAAUCACCGGAUUAGAAUGAUGAUAAGACGAUGGCAAGCAAGGAACUACAUCAUUCCAACAAAUCAUUCAGUCCAUCAACAGAUACCUCCAGUCCUUCACCCGAAAGUUUUGCGUUUGAAACCAAAUUUAUUGUCCUGAAUUUUAUUGGUCAGAAUCCACACGAAAGACAUCCUGGCUGUGUUUAUUCAUCUACCACAUCAAGUGCUGCAUCAGACUCGAAUCCAUUUCCUUUCCAUUCUAAGAAAGGUCAUCAGUCCUUUCCAACAUCACCACGGAAACUAGUUAAAACACAUAAACUAGGUCAUUUAGAUUCAUCAUUUCAUGCCUCAGAGGACAAUGUAAAUUAUAAAUAUAAAAAAGAACACAAGAAGUUAAAUGAGCCAUCUGUAGAACCAUUCCAAGGACAUUUAGGUGACAGCCAACCUACUAAAUCAUCAUCUGCUGAUAAAAUUCAUGAUAAAAGACAUUUUAAAUCAGUCUCCCUUGAUCAUGGUUUAAACCAGGGCAGAUACUUUCAGGAAUCUGAUAGUUCCCCAGUUACUGAUGUUGAUAAGCCAUUUGUUUCUGGAAGUACCCCCUUCUUGAACUACAGACGAUCUAGAGUAGAAAGCGAGUUGAGUAGUGAAGUAGGUAAUUUGAGUUACACUAGUGAUGCUGAUGAUGAGUAUGAGUCCACUACAUCCAGUUUGUUUAGCAGUUUUACUGAGCCAGGUGGACGUGGCAGCAGAGAUCAAAGGUUGUCUAUUGUGAAGAGUGAGAGUGAAUUAGAAACUGAUGUUAGCACAGUGGCUGGAGACAUUUCUACUGAUGGAGUUGGUCUGGAAGACGAUAUCUUUCAUGAAGAACAACCUAUGUUUAGAGAAGUACAAUAUUGCAUAGCACAGACUGGAAAUGAGGGAAAAUUAUCUACGCAUUCCAAUCAUGCAACUGAAAAUUUACAGUCACCUACAGAAAAUCUUCCAUCCAGUAAUGAAAAGUUAGGAGUAACUGAAUCAGAGAGUGUAUCCUUAGAUAUUGGAAGCAGUAGUGGUACAACAGAUCGAUCAGCCGAUCGUAGCAAGUUACGCUUAGUUAUUAGAGACCAGCAGGAAUGGGAAGAAGAACAGAGAACAGAGAUUCGUCAAGUCCUUUCCACUGUACAAGAUGAAGUCAAUACACAGAUGCUGUUUCUGGAAUCAGAAGUUGAUGAGGCUAUAAGAAGACAUCUGAUUACUCCUGGAGAAUCCCCUUUUAUUGCCCCAUUGUCUCCCCAUACUGAAGCAGCCAUGACCUUAGCCAGAAUUGGUGACGAGAUAAAGGAUUUCUAUGGUGAUCGUUUGACUACAGCAGUGGCAGGUCUGUGUACAGAAGAACAAACUGUUGUCUCCUAUGAAAAUUUCAGAUGUGUUGCUUGUUCUGUGAUUGACCAAGAAGUUCCAGGCUGGAGACAAGUAGCUUUACUGUUGGUGUAUGGACAAAGUGUAGCCUGGAGAGUAGCAGAGUUUGGGUACACUGAGUUUGGACAUCUGGUAAACAACACAGUCAGAUUGAUCUCAGAAUUAUACUCAGACUUUAUCACAUCACAAGGAGGAUGGGGAGCUGUAAUGCAGUAUGAUUCCAGCCUGUCAUCCUCUAUCAGUCCACAUAAUAGUUCCUCAGAAAACACUUCACCUCGAGAAGAGCUUGAUCAAAUUACUGAAGACAUAAAAUUUGUAACUUUUGGACAAGACAAAGCAUCUGUAAAUCACAAGAUUUCUAUACAAGAUAAAUCUUCUGGAGAUCACAUGACUUUUGUACCCCCACCAGAUGAGUCUGCUUGCGAUCAAAUCAUUAAUGAAAAUCAUCAUUCUCAUGAUGAACACAAAACAAUAUCAUUGGCUGAUAUACUUAUGACCUUUUCAGCUUCUGAAAAUAAUCAAAUAAAUGGUGAAUCAUCAGAUAAAUCAGCUGACUGUCAUGUGACAUUUAAACCACCCAUGGACGAGUGUGCACAAUUCAGGAUCACUGAUGAUACAGAAAACAAUAAUUCAUUAAAACCAUUAGCAGAAGAAGAUAAUCAUACAGUUUCUAGUCCUGAUGAAAGCCAAGGGAGCGAAUCAGACCACAAUAUUAAUCAAAGUACUUGUUUACCUCCAAAAAAUGAUCAAUUUAUUUCUCAGCAUAAUGCAUGUAAUGGCAGUUGUUCUUCUAGUGAUCUCCCUCCCAGCAGCAAUCAUAAUGAUGCCAGUAACAUUAGUAUUUCUGACAAUGAUUCUCAUGAGGGAUCAGAGAGAGGAGACUCUGAUAGUACUGUCUUAUUUGUUCAGAGAAAUAGUUCGUCUAACAAUAACACAUCUCACCAGGAGACUGUAGAAAGUCAAACUCAGCAUGGGGAUAUACCUCCAGACCAGAUGAUAGAAUAUGAAGAGACUUCAGACAUAUCACUCAAUGGUGACCAUCACGCACACUUUCAUUAUAAGACACAGUCGAGUGAUGAGAGUUCUGACAUCUUCGCAAGAUUUUUCAGCAUCAGAACUCUUGCUACUUUAGGAGUGUGUGCUGUUGGUAUCAUUGUUACUAUCGCUACUUCUCGAAGAUAGCUAUUCCACAUUCCAUAUUUAUAUUUGAUCAAAAGUUUGAUUAUUUUU